CUUUUCCAUUUUCGUUUCCCUCCCUCCGCUCCUCCGUCGGGUUCCCUCGCCGCGUCUUCUCCGGCGCGGGACCGCAGGACCCGCAAGGAGAAGGCGGGCCUCGUCGGCCCGGGAAACUUCAGUCCUCGAGCUCCCGCUCCGAUCCUCCCGCUGCCGCCGGCGACAGCGACAGAUUCGGCACUGUUGCAGCUUGUUUGUUCCUGCUUCGUCGUCGGUUCAAGCGCUGAUCGGUCCUUCGGGCGGUGAGGUUUAGUAUGUAAAAUGGCCGAUAACGAAAGAGAUGAAGUACCAAUGCUGUUGGAGAUGCAGCACCAAUUAUCGGAUGAUUCUAACAGUUCUCGAUGUCAGGCAUUUGUAUCUAGGACCCACAGCGCAUCGAUGUCCAUCUUUAUGAGCUCCAUGGAGUCACAUGAAAAUAUACCUAAUCUAGUAGGUUAUACUGGACCUCUAAGGAGUGGAAACAGGAUGCCUUUUCCACAAAUGGGCAGCCCUUGGUACAUCAGUCAUGGACCUGAAAAGACAGACAGGCGUAACCACGGUGUGCCUGGAAGCAAGGUAGUGGAGUCACAAUAUAUGCAAGAAAAAUUCUCUUCUUUUGGUAUAAAGGAUCGUAUCGACUCCACUGAUGACCACUAUGCUGCUAAAAAUGAGCAUUUACUGAGGUCUGGGCAACUGGGGAUGUGCAAUGACCCCUACUGAACAACUUGUCCCUCAUAUUAUAAUAAAAGAGCGCAACAUAUGAGUUUCAAAAGUUCAAGUAUAUUUGGUCCCAAGGAAAUUCAUAAAGAGCCUUUGAUUUGGCUUUAGGCCAAAGCAAACUCUGCCUAAGAUUUCAGAAGUUGGUCGCAGUAUCAUGCAGUUUCACAAUGCUCUUUAUGGGGAUGGCAAAGGUUGGGCAAGGAGGUUCUUCUCUGAUGUCAGUGCCCACAUUCCUGGCAUUAUGAAUCCUCCUGCUCAAGUUGUCCAGCGGUGGAAUAAAUUUUUUGUCAUUUCUUGCCUGGUGGCUGUCCUUAUAGACCCAUUAUUCUUCUUCUUGCUGUCUGUUCAAAAGGACAAUAUGUGUAUAAUUUUAAACAAGCCCAUGACAACAACAAUCGUUGUUUUCCGAAGUGUGACGGACUUCAUAUACCUAUUGCACAUUCUUCUUCAGUUUAGGUUGGCUUACGUAGCUCCCGAGACUAGAGUGGUUGGUGCUGGAGAUUUAGUUGACCAUCCAAAAAGAAUUACUCUGAAUUAUCUACGAGGAUACUUCUUCAUAGAUCUUUUUGUUGCAUUUCCACUUCCGCAAAUAUUGAUAUUGCAAGUUGUACCAAGAUUCAGGGUUUCAUCUGCAAGAAAUUAUGAAAAAACUCUUUUAUGCGUAGGCGUUUUUGUCCAGUACAUUCCUAGAUUAUAUCGAGUUUUGCCCUUACUUGUGCGUCAGUCUCCUACUGGCUUCAUUUUUGAGUUAGCAUGGGCAAAUUUUGUCAUCAAUCUUCUCAUGUUUGUGUUAGCUGGCCAUGUUGUUGGACCAUGCUGGUACCUUCUUGGGCUACAGGUGGGUGGCACCAUUUGUUUUUUCUGCCUAAUUAGUUCUUAUGUAUUAGAACCCCAGAAGAGUAAGGAUAGUGUGUUGAACUUUUGCUAAAAGACUCAUUACCAUCACAAUGCCUCUUUGUUUAGUUGGUAAUGCUAAUUUCUGUUGCCUUUCUAUUUGAUUGUGGGAGUAUAUCCUUUCUGUAAGAUACUCAAUGGGGUUGAGCUUGUUCAGGACCUAUUUCAGGCAGCGAUUGUUUGCACUUAAACAAUAAAGUCAAGCCCAUGUCUAUGGAUUGA
Molecule: messenger RNA, 1815 nt
Organism: Eucalyptus grandis
Lineage: Eukaryota; Viridiplantae; Streptophyta; Magnoliopsida; Myrtales; Myrtaceae
Product: probable cyclic nucleotide-gated ion channel 20, chloroplastic
Exons: 7
Coding region: 854-1627 (257 amino acids)
Source: RefSeq, a predicted model, not a curated record